Molecule: messenger RNA, 941 nt
Organism: Folsomia candida
Lineage: Eukaryota; Metazoa; Arthropoda; Collembola; Entomobryomorpha; Isotomidae
Product: platelet-activating factor acetylhydrolase IB subunit beta
Exons: 2
Coding region: 34-846 (270 amino acids)
Molecular function (GO): phosphatidylcholine lysophospholipase A1 activity
Source: RefSeq, a predicted model, not a curated record
UGUGAUUCAAGAUACAUAAUCUAUUCAUUUCGAAUGACGUUGGAAAAGUUGCAGAGGUUUCCUAUAAAAAGAAAACGGUGUCCAAUUCCUGGUCACAUUCCUCCUUCGUCACACCCGUUUACAUUCCACAUGAGCAAGCUGAUAAGCAAAAUGCAAGCAAUUAUUAUCCUAAGUCUGGUGGCAGUCGCUUUCGCAGGAGUUCCAUGGAUCCCAGAGCCUCGUGACCAAGCUUGGCUCGAUCGACACCAGGGGUUUGUCGACAAUAGCAUAAAUAACGGGCAUAACAUUACUGUCCUUUUCUACGGAGACUCCAUCACCGACGCGUGGAGAAAUACCGGCCUUCCUACGUUUAAUCAGCAUUAUGCUCCAUUGGGAGCGGCAAACUAUGGCAUCGGAGGUGACCGUACUGAGCACGUCCUAUGGCGAAUCCUCAAUGGCGAAAUUACCAACUUGAAUCCAAAAAUUUGUGUCCUCAAAAUUGGAACCAACAAUCUUGGAGCUAACACUGAUAGUGACAUUGCUAGAGGGAUUUCUGCCAUCGUUGACACUCUUCGGUCUCAACUUCCCGACAUGAAAUUACUUCUUUUGGGAGUUCUCCCACGAAACAAUGCUGCUAACACUAACCGAACUGAAAACGUUAGUCGAAUGAUUUCCAUUUUAGACAAUGGCAGUUCUGUCCGUUUUCUGAACAUGAGAGAUUCUUUCUACGCUGGCGAUGGCGUCUUCUACACUGACCUCUACACGGCAGAUCUUCUUCAUCUAUCUGCUCUUGGUUAUGUCACCUGGCAAAGCACGAUGGAUUCGUUGUUUCAAGAAAUGUACAAUUCCACUCAAUUCUAUUUUUGAUAUGUAUGUAUUUAUUUUACUGAAUAACACGUCUGGGCGUGUACCAUAUUGGAAUAAAAUGCCCAACUAGUUCCCCAACAGAAUGAUACCUUUAA